AUGUUCGCGACAAAAGUAGAAUGCCAGCAUCUCCGGCCUAGGCGAUUUGCGCCCCUCGACACAUCCCGCAAAUCGGAUGCGCCACCGCUCAAGGGCAUUGUAUUUGAUGUCGAUGGAACCUUGUGCCUCCCGCAACAUCAUAUGUUCACUGAAAUGAGAGAAGCGCUGGGAAUCGAUGCAUCCACUGACAUCCUCCAUCACGUCCGCGGCCUCGAAACGCCCGCUCAGCGCGCCGAAGCCACGGCAAAAGUCCAAGACGUCGAGCGGCGCGCAAUGCUCGGCCAGCAACCACAGCCCGGUCUCGCACGCUUGAUGGAUUAUCUGCAAUCACGCGGACUCCGACGGGCUCUUUGCACCCGGAAUUUCGAAGCCCCGGUGCGGUAUCUCAUCCAGAAUCACCUAGCGAGCCAUGUCUUUCUCCCCAUCAUCACUCGAGAUACCCCUGAUGUGAUCCCCAAGCCUGAUCCAGCGGGCAUCUUGCAUAUUGCUGGGGAAUGGGGACUGCCCAACCGCGCAGAGAGCCUGAUUAUGGUCGGUGAUAGCAUCGACGAUAUGACAGCCGGUCAUACGGCCGGCGCAGCAACCGUUUUGCUAGUCAAUGAGCGCAAUGGCCAUCUGCGCGAGCAUCCUCAUACCGACCUUUGUAUCAGUCGUUUGGAUGAACUGGUAGAUAUCCUUGAAGAAGGCUUUCAUGGUCGAUUUACCGUCCUCGGCCUCGCUUGCCGCCGCCGCCGCCGCCGCCACCACCGCCCCGUCCGCCGCCUCGUCCGCCAUUGGAAGCUCCACGGCCUCGAUAUCCUCCCCUGCCUCGCGGAGGUGGUGGGGGUCCGCGACGUGGUAGCGGAGAGAGCGUUCGUUUUGGAGGGGGCUUGCCUCGUGGCUGAUCGGAACCUAGUCCACCGCCGAAACGAAUCGCCCCGCGAGCUCUUCCACGAGAUGGAGGCGGCGGCCUUUUACCACCACGGGGCAUAUCAUCACUGCUGUCUGAAGAGAAAGAUUUGUUACCACCUCCCCCACCACCUCGGGGGCCUCUAUUUCCGCGGCCCUCUAGGCGGGCGAUUGGGCGGCGGGCCGGUGUUCUUUUGA
This is a messenger RNA of Penicillium manginii, 1086 nucleotides long. Its product is annotated as putative haloacid dehalogenase-like hydrolase. The record is from RefSeq and is a predicted model, not a curated record. The coding region runs from base 1 to 1086 and encodes 361 amino acids. The transcript has 6 exons. Lineage: Eukaryota; Fungi; Ascomycota; Eurotiomycetes; Eurotiales; Aspergillaceae.